UACGUGCUGAAAUGAACACGAAAAAAUGUGCUAGUCAAUGCUAAAAUGUAGAUAAUAUAUGUAAAUGCUAAAAAAUGGUACAAGCGGCGGAAACAAAACAAACCGAAUGGAUAUUCACCUGAUUGUUGUUUGGGCAUUUGGGGCGCAUUGGUGCUUAGACUGAGAAAAGGCGUAUAACAACAUAACCGAUGCUAUUAAAAUAUUGUGAGACAGCCAUUUUGUUUCCUCGUUACGUUUGUUCAUCGUGCAUUUUUUCAUGCGCGCUGCUCGUUGCUUUUGUACACACACACACAUACACAAUCGAAAACUCACCACCACCACCGAGAGCAGAAGCGUUUGCCAUUGCCACCACCAACGGACGUUGAGCGACACAGACGCUUUUCGACAUGUCUCCCAUGCACAGUGUCCGCUCUCUCGCUCUCCGUAGCUAAUGCAGCGCUAAUAUGUCGGUUGCACUUGCACGCACGCCCAUCGGCAUUAAAUGUGAGCAGUGCCGCUAUAGAGCAUUUGGUGUACGCGUGCGCUCGCCUUUCGCUGUGUAUGUGUGUGUGUGUAUUCGCGGUUUGAGUAAUUUCGAAAAAUUUUUGUAUAUUUGAUGGCGACAACGACGGCUGCUUUACUCACAAGAAACGCGCGUAUGUCGAAAAUUGUAGCGCGUACGUAUAUCGGUGUGUAGAAAUUGCUUUUAAAUUGUGUUACACACUUAACAAUUGUGUAGAAAUUUAGAAUUUGCGUGUUGUAUUUGUUAAAAAUCUAUAUAUUUAUAUACAUACAACAAAAAUAAUAAUAAUAAUCAAGUCAAAGCGACAGCAACAAAUCAAAGCAAAUCGAUAAGCUACACAAUAACAGCAAUAAGGAAACCGCAACAAAAACAACAAUAAAACACAAUUUCGGAUAUCCCCAUACAACAACUAUAAAUACAAUUCCUUCGAAUUGUUUGGAUAUUAACUGCACACCAAAACAAAAUAAAAAAUUUUAAAAAAAUACAAAAUAAAACAAGAAAAUUAUCGCUGUUUGGCAGAGCGACGACCCGACCAAUAAAACUACCUACAAACUGAAAGAUAAACUAUACAAAUAAAUAAAUAAACAAUAAGAUUGCAGCUGCAAACAUAGAAAUUUGGCCAGCAAUAUGCCAACUGAACUGAAUGCGAAACAGCAACAUUAAACUGACAUCUGGAGGAGCCGCGCCAAGACACCGGCAAGUGGUGUUGACAACAAUUUGCUGAGCAUGCAACGGAAACAAAAGCCAACAGCAGCCGUCGAAGAAGCAGCAGCAGCAGCAGCAAUAGCAGCAGCAGCAAUAGCCGUCAAAAGAUUGAAGCAGAUCCGCAGCAAUUGUAGCAGGAACAGGAACAGGAACAGCAGUAGCAGUAGAAGUAGCAGUAGCAGUAACAGUAACAGAAGCAAUAGGGGGAGUAGAGGUUGCACACGCAACAGCAGAAGGAGCUGCAGUCGAUCAGUGCAUCGUUGGCUGCUUUGAGCAGCGGGGCGUACAAAACAGGACGCGAGAGCAGGACGAGACGGCCCCGGGCGUGUGUGCGUUGUGGUGUGUGUGCGUCGGCCGUCUCAGUCAACUUGAGGAGAGCAACAAUAACAAUAGCAGCACAAUAAGCUGAUUGAUUUAAUACAUUAAACAAGCAUCAGCAGCAGCAGCAGCAGCAGAAGAAACAUAAGAAUAACAAUGUCAUCCAACGAACCACCGCCACGUUAUGAGCCCGCUGUGGAGCCCAUCAAUGGUAUUGUACAGCCACCGGUUGUGCCGCCACAGGAGCGACCGGGACGCAAUACAAAUCAAUUGCAAUAUUUGAUUAAAACCGUGAUGAAGGUCAUAUGGAAGCAUCAUUUCUCUUGGCCAUUUCAACAGCCCGUCGAUGCCAAGAAACUGAACCUGCCCGACUAUCAUAAGAUUAUCAAACAGCCAAUGGAUAUGGGUACGAUUAAGAAGCGUUUGGAGAACAAUUACUAUUGGUCGGCCAAGGAGGCCAUACACGAUUUUAAUACAAUGUUCACCAACUGUUAUGUAUAUAACAAGCCCGGCGAGGAUGUUGUUGUAAUGGCCCAAACGCUUGAGAAGGUAUUUCUACAGAAAAUCGAAUCGAUGCCCAAGGAGGAGCUCGAACUGGAGCCCGUUACGGCAAAGGGUGGCAAAAAGAAACAGCGUGCACCGACCACACCCAAAGCGACCAACAGCAGCGUCAGUGGACUCUCCGCCGGCGGCGCUGGUGCUGGUGUUGGCAGCAGCAGCAAUGCGACAACAGCCUCAGCGACAAGUACACCAACAGCUGGCGGUAAGGCGGCACAAUCCUCACAGCUGCCGACCAUGGGACUGUCACAAUCAGCGUCAGCGGUAUCAACGCCAACAUCAGCGCAAGCGCAAGCACAAGCACAAGCAGCAGCAGCAGCGGCGGCAGCAGCAGCAGCAGCGGCAGCAGCAGCAGCGGCAGCAAACGCCCGACCAGUUUCCGCCAUGGGCGGUACGGUUUCAUCAACGGCCGGAGGCGUUACACCGUCCAUACCACCGAUUAGCACAAUGCCGCCGCAUACGGUGCCGGGCAGCACGAAUACAACGACCACUGCAAUGGCAGCGGCAGCAGCAGCAGCGGCGGCGGCGGCGGGUGGUCCCGGCGCAACAAAUGCGGCUGCACUAAAUGCGGCAAUGGCCAGCCUUUUGAAUCCUGCGCAAAGCGGCGCCGCCAGCUAUGGCGUUGGCGGCCAACAGACAUCGCUCAACAACAGCUCCCUGCUCGACGGCAAUGCGGCGGCAGCGGCGGUUGCCCAAGCCCAAGCGGCAGCUGCGGCCGCUGUGGCAGCAGCCGCUUUAGACAACGCCGGCGGCGUAACAAUACCAACGGCUGCCGUUAAUGCCGCCAAUGCGGUACAGGCCUAUGUGAACAGUACGGCGGGCGUCGGUGUCGGUGUUGUCGACGCUGUCAUACCGCCACAGCAGCCGGCCAAAAUGAAGAAGGGCGUCAAACGGAAGGCGGACACGACAACGCCCACGGCGAACGCAUUCGAAUCGCCCUACGCCCAAAUGGACUCCAAAGCGGCCAAAAUAGCGACGCGGCGGGAAUCGAAUCGUCAGGUAAUUGGCAAAAAGGAUCUUACAUUCCAGGGCUCGGGCUAUCCAAUGUCACCAUUGGGUGUCGCUGGUGUGCCUGGUCUGGUUGCCGGCGGCGCCGUUGGGGGCGUACCGGGUGCCAAGUCCAAGGAGAAACUAUCGGAUGCACUGAAGUCAUGCAAUGAGAUACUCAAGGAGCUGUUCUCAAAGAAGCACUCCGGCUAUGCCUGGCCCUUCUACAAACCGGUCGACGCUGAACUCUUGGGCCUGCACGACUAUCACGAUAUCAUCAAGAAGCCAAUGGAUUUGGGCACCGUUAAGCGUAAAAUGGACAAUCGCGAAUAUAAGAGCGCGCCGGAAUUUGCGGCCGAUGUUCGAUUAAUAUUCACCAACUGCUACAAAUACAAUCCGCCAGAUCAUGAUGUUGUCGCCAUGGGCCGAAAGCUUCAAGAUGUCUUCGAGAUGCGCUACGCGAAUAUACCCGACGAGCCGGUUGCGAAUGCGGCCCAUCAUCAUCAUGGUUAUUCGAGUACAUCAAAGCACGAUGCGAGCGAUUCAUCUAGCGAGGAUUCCAGCGAUACCGAGAACGAGUCCAAUUCGGAUGAGGAGCGCAGCGCCAAGCUAAAAAUGCUCGAAUCGAAGCUGUUGGGACUGCAGGAGGAGAUACGCAAGCUCGUCGAGGAGGCGUCCGCCAAAAAGAAGGCCAAGAAAAAACUCAAAGAGAAAAAGAAGUCACUCGGACCGAGCAGCGGCAGCGGCGCCGGCGGCGGCAGCGGUGGCGGCGGCGGCGGUGGUGGUGGCGGUGGCGGCGGUGGCGGUGCCCAUCAUCAGCACGCACCCAGCGCCAGCAAUGCCACACACGGCGGCGUCCAAAUGGCCGCCAAUGUGGCCGCACUCAAUGCUGGCGGCGCAGCCAGCGCCAAUUUGUCGGCGCUGUUGAGCGGCUCGCUGGUGGGCGCCGGUGCUGCCGGCGUCGCUGGCGGCGUGCCCGGCGCGGCAACGCUACAGCAUGUCCACGACAUGGCCCUGGCGAUGAGGCAGCUGACGGACGGCAAUGCCGCCGCUGGAGCGGGCUAUGCAGCCGCCGUGAAUGCAGCGGGCGUUCCAACUGGCGGUGGCAAGGCGGCAGCCGGUGCAUUGGCUGGCGCUUUGGCAGCCGGUGCGGCUGCCGGUGCCGGCGGUGCUGGCGGCGGCGGCGCCGGCAGCGGCAGCGGUGGCAGUAAAGGUGCUAAGGUCAAGGGACAGCGCGGCGCCAAGGGCGGCGCGGGCGUUGCUGCCGGUAGUGCAGCGGGCGGUGCGGCUGCUGGUGCAGCCGGUAUUGGACCAGGUGCUGCGUCCGGUGGCGCUGGAGGCGGUGGUGGUGGUGGUGGCGGCGGCGGCAUCGGCGGCGGCGGUGCUGGCAGCGGUGCCAGCAAUGCGAAACGCACCAAGGGCAGCAGCAAUGUCGGCGCUGGAGCUGGAGCUGCUGGCGCCAAUGCCGGCGGUGGUGCCGCUGCUCGCGGCAGCAGCAAAAAGAAGCCCAGCCAGGUGAUGAACUUCGAUUCCGAGGAGGAGGACACCGCCAAGCCCAUGUCUUACGAUGAAAAGCGACAGCUCUCCCUUGACAUUAACAAAUUGCCAGGCGAUAAACUGGGACGUGUGGUUCAUAUUAUACAAAAUCGGGAGCCAUCGCUGCGCGACUCGAAUCCGGAUGAGAUUGAGAUCGAUUUCGAGACACUGAAGCCGUCGACGCUGCGCGAGCUAGAAAGCUAUGUGGCGUCGUGUUUGCGCAAAAAAACACGUAAGCCAUAUUAUAAAAAGCCUUCCGGUAAAUCAAAGGACGAGCAAAUGGCCGAAAAGAAACAGGAACUGGAGAAACGGUUACAGGAUGUAACUGGCCAAUUGGGCGCUAGCAAGAAAACAGCCAAGAAAGAUGAGACCACGUCGAGCAAAGUGGAGGCUGUCCAGCCAGCGAAUCCUGUGUCGUCUAGUUCAAGUUCCAGCGAUUCAUCGUCCUCGAGUUCGAGUGAUAGCAGUUCGAGUGACUCGAGCGACAGUGAAGCAGGCGAUGCCGACGAUCGGCCACCACGCAAGAAAAAAUCACGUGAUUCAAAUGGAAGCAAUCAGGUAAAUAAUAAUCCCAGCCUGGCUGGCAGCUUGCUCGGCAAUCUGCCAUCGGGGCCGACGGUGCAGCAAAUGCAAUCGGAAUUGCAGCGCCAGCUGGAUCAGGUGGAUCAUAUGCUGUCCUCUGUGGGCGCCGCCAAUGCGUCAGCUGCACAAAUGACUAACCUCAUGUUGAACAACAACAACAAGACAGCGCCGGGUGGCGGCGGCGGCGGCGUUUAUGCUGGCGGUGGCGCCGCCAAUAUGUUGCAUGCGUCUGGCCAUCAUAAGAACGGACUUGCAACGGGCGCAGCCGGCGUUUACGAACUGUUGCGCAGCGCUCCCGGCAAUGGCGGAGCAGCGGCAGCAGCGGGCGCUGCACAGCCGGACGGCAUCGGCGGCAUACGCAUUGCCAGCAAUUUGCAUAAGCAGCCCGAGCUGGCCGAUCAUCAUGCGGCGCUGACCGCUGCGCUUGCCUCCACUGGCGCUGCCGGCAACAACAACAACAACAACAGCAGCAACAACAACAACAACAACAACACGGGCACACUGGGCAUGGGCGUGGGCGUGGGCAUGGGCGCGGGCAUGGGCGUGGGCGUGGGCCAUAAUGAUGCUUUGUCGAGCGCCUCGCUGGCCGCUGGCCUCAAGCAAAUACCGCAAUUCGAUGAUCCCGUGGAGCAGUCGCUGGCCUCGCUUGAGUUUAGCGCCAGCUCCACGGGCAAAUCGUCGCUGACGGACAACUUUUUAAUGGCCCACCAGGCGCAUAUGAUGCAGCAGCAACAGUUUGGAAUGCAGCAACAGCAGCAGCAACAGCAACAACAGCAGCAGCAGCAACAGCAGCAGCAGCAGCAACAGCGGCAUCCCGUAGACUGCAUGGCGGAGCUGUUAAAGGGCGUGGAGAAUGUGGCUGGCAUGAAUGGCAACCAUAUGCUGAACAACAGCAUUUUCAAUCUGGACAUGGCAACAGCUCUCUAUCAGCCGAAGACGCAGCAACUGCUACACGGGCAACACGGCCAUCAAACGCAACAGCAACAGCAACAACAGCAGCAGGCACACAAGAAUGGCUACAAUGUUGCCGACUUUAGCGGCAUGCCGGGCUUUGAUAAUCUCAAUAUGGCUUCAUCUGGCCUGCUGGACCAUGUGAUGCCCAUGGGGGCCAUGAUGGGCAGUGCGGGCAGCGGCAAGCUCAAAGAUGGUGAUCAGCAGCAGCAACAGCAGCAACAACAGUUGCAGCAACAGCAACAACAGCUGCAACAGCAAUUGCAACAACAGCAGCUGCAGCAACAGCAACAGCAACAUCAUCAUCAACAGCAGCAGCAGCAGCAACAUCAUCUUCAACAGCAGCAGCAGCAGCUCGCCCAGCAGCAGCAGGGCAAUCAGGCGGCCAACAAAAUGUUAAUCAUACCGAAGCCCAUUGAGUCGAUGAUGCCAAGUCCGCCCGACAAGCAACAGCUGCAACAGCAACUGCAGCAGCAGCAGCAGCAGCAGCAUCAUCAUCAUCAAAAGGUGCUGCCGCCGCAGCAAUCGCCCUCCGAUCUAAAGCUGCACGGCGGCAAUGCUCACGCUGGCUAUCAGGUGUUCAAGAGCGCUGUCGAGCAGAAUCUGAAGAAUGCCAGCUCGUGGUCGUCGCUGGCAUCGGCCAGUUCGCCGCAGAAUACGGCGACAACAUCGAGCAAGGCCAAGCCGGCCAUGGACUCGUUUCAGCAAUUCCGCAACAAAGCCAAAGAACGCGAUCGCCUCAAGCUGCUCGAGGCAGCCGAGAAGGAGAAGAAGCACCAGAAGGAGGCUGCCGAAAAGGAGCAGCAGCGCAAGCAUCAUAAAUCCUCCUCAUCCUCAUCCUCAUCAGCGGCCUCAUCCGCUGCUGCUGCUGCUGCGGCUGCUGCCUCGGCGGUGGCCGCAACGCAAGCGGCUGCUGCGGCGGCGGCAGCUGUUGCUGCCGCUGCUGCCGCCAACGCAGUAACUGUUAAUCCAAUCAGUGCCGGCAGCAACAGUAACAGCAGCAGCAACAACAACAACAACAACAACAGCAGCAACAACAACAACAGCAACAACAACCAUAAUAGUAGCAGCGGCAACAACAACAACAACAACAACAACAACGGCAGCAGCAGCAACAGCAGCAACAUCAAUGCUGGCGGUCAGUCUGCGUCGCAGAGCAGCGGCGAUCGCGACCGUGGCAGCAGCGCCACAGAUGCCACACGCAUCGGCAGCGGCAGCGUCAUCGGCAUCGGCAGCGGCAGCGGCAGCGGCGGCAACAACAGCAGCAACUCGGCCAAUAGCAAUGGACCUGGCAGCGCUGGCAGCGGCAGCUGCGGCGCUGUUGGUGGCAGCAGCGGCGGCGGCGCCAAUAGCGGCGGCAGCGGCAGCGCCAGUGGCGGCCCGCUGGUCAAUGCCGGCAGUAAUAGCAACAGCGGCGGCGGCGGCGGCGGCGUCGGCAGCGGCAGCGGCGCUGCCAGCAGCAACAGCAACAGCAGCCUAGGCGGCAACAUUGCUACCAGCGGCUCGAACAGCGGCGGCGGCAGCGGCAGCACUGGCGGCGGCGGCAGCGGCAGCAGUGUGGGCAUUGGUGGUACCGGUAUAAUUGGUGGCCCUGCGCCCGGCAAUGGCCACCAGGCGGCCAGCAAUGCCCAGUCGCAGCAUGCGUCGGCAGCAGCAGCAGCUGCAGCGGCACAAGCAACUGCAGCGGCCAACGCUGUGGUGCUGGCUUCCUCGCCACUGGGCGCCAUGGAAAGCGGACGGAAAAGCGUGCACGAUGCACAGCCGCAGAUAUCACGUAUGGAUGACAUUAAAGCAUCGCCGGGUCAGGGACAGAAUUCGCCGGCACAGCAAUCGCCGCAGGAUCGUGCGGCUGCAAAACGUGCGGAACAGCGGCGAGCCGAACAGGAGAGACGCAGACGCGAGGCGAUGGCCGGCCAAAUUGAUAUGAACAUGCAGAGCGAUCUCAUGGCUGCCUUUGAGGAGACGCUGUAGGUAACGGCCACGACGGCUGCGUCGUCCACAACCAACACCAAAACCAAAACCAACUCCUCCAAAUCGAGCAGCGUUGCCACCAGGUCGCACGCGCACAAGCGGCGUUCGCAUCACAGAAGGCAUCGUGAAUAAGUUUGGCAGCAGCAGCAGCAGCAGCGCAGCAGCAGCAGCAGCGCAGCAAAAAUACAUGAACAUCGGUAGCAGCAUAAAUACAACAACAUCAAGGAAUAAAUACAUGAACAACGGUAGCAGCAUAACUACACCAACAGUUGCAGCAGCAGCACCAACAACAGCAACAGCAACAACAACAACAGCAACAUGAGAAAUACAUGAGCAAAACUAACGGUAGCAGCAUAUAAAGAUAAAACAGCAAUAUUUUAAAACAAAAAAAAAAAAAACAAAAAAAUACCAAGAA
Messenger RNA from Drosophila montana, 8525 nucleotides. RefSeq names its product female sterile (1) homeotic (gene fs(1)h). The record is from RefSeq and is a predicted model, not a curated record. Lineage: Eukaryota; Metazoa; Arthropoda; Insecta; Diptera; Drosophilidae. The coding region runs from base 1682 to 8110 and encodes 2142 amino acids. The transcript has 13 exons. Gene Ontology annotation, biological process: regulation of DNA-templated transcription; chromatin remodeling. Gene Ontology annotation, cellular component: chromatin; nucleus.